Chlamydomonas reinhardtii is the source of this 2036-nucleotide messenger RNA. RefSeq lists its product as uncharacterized. The record is from RefSeq and is a predicted model, not a curated record. The coding region runs from base 151 to 1563 and encodes 470 amino acids. The transcript has 9 exons. NCBI's taxonomy places the organism in Eukaryota, Viridiplantae, Chlorophyta, Chlorophyceae, Chlamydomonadales, Chlamydomonadaceae.
AAUUUAGCCACGGCUUGCUUCUUAUACUAUCGAUUUGGCUUAUAUACACUGAAUGAGGGGCUGAGCGACUGGCACUGAAGAAACCUGAAGCAUCCAUGAUUGAAAUGCUGUUUUGAGGUCUUUUUGCAUUGGAAAUAGCAAAAGUAAAUCAUGACGGCCGAUCAGGCCGCGCGGCCGCGCAAGUCGACGCGUGAAACCGGCGAGCUGCCUCCCUACAGCUACAAGCCCUUGAAGCAUCGAUGGGAGCUUAAACUGAACUUUAUGUCAGGCGUAACGCUGGGGCCGUGGCUGUUGUUCCUGUGGACACACGGGCGCGACAUUCACUGGCGCCUGUUCUGGCACCGGGUCGCCUUCCUCAGUCUCAUGGCGGCGAUCAACACUCUGCUGGCGCUGUUUGACUGGCUGCUGCACUCCCGGGCCGUGGCCGCCCAGCCGCUGCACCCCGAGCCGCUGUUCGUGCUGGGCCACCCCCGCAGCGGCACCACACACCUACACAACCUGCUGAGCCGCGACCCCGCCUUCGCCUUCGCCAACACCUUCCACGCGGGCUUCCCCUCCUCCUUCCUGACGCUGGAGCCGGCCCGCGGGCUGCUGCGGGGGCUGCUGGCGCCCACGCGACCCAUGGACCGCAUGGCGCUCAGCUGGGAGCUGCCGGCGGAGGACGAGAUAGCGAUCAACGUGCUGUCGGGCGGCCGCGUGUCGCCGUACGCAGCCCUGGUGCUGCCGCGGGCCUGGCGGGCGGGUGGAGGGGGAGCGGGGAGAGGGGGGAGAGGAGAGGAAGGGGGAGGGGAAGGAGGGGGAGGAGGAGGGUGGGGGAGUGGGCGGGCGGGCGGCGGCGUGGUGGGGCUGCGGGAUUUCCUGGAUUGGGACGCGGAAGAGGAUGAGGAGGCGGAGGCGGAGGAGGCGGAGGAGGGCGAGGAGGUGGAAGGUGAAGCGGAGGCAAAGCCGCCCACAUCUGCCGCGGCUGCAGCGGCUGCUUCAUCCGCGGCGGCAGCGGCGGUGGCAGCAGCAGCGGCAGCUGCGGCGGCGCCUGAUGCGGCAGCAAAUGUCGGGGGUGCAGGCGCAGGGGCCGCAGCAACAGGCGGCCCUCAAGCGAAACGGCAGCAGCAGCAGCAGCAGCAGCAGCAGCAGCAGCAGCAGCAGCAGCAACAAUUGCGUCGGCGGCGGGCGGAGCUGCGGGCGGCGGCGUUUGCGGAGUGGCUGUCGGCUUUCAUGUGGUUCAUGAAAAAGAUCACGUACCGGCACGUGCGGCUGAAGAAGCAGCAGCAGCAGCGGUCGCCAGCCGGCGGCCACCAACCGCCGUCCUCCCAACCGUCGCAACCAUCCCAACCGCCCCAACCGCAACCGCCCAUGCUGCUGAUCAAGAGCCCGGUGCACACGGCGCGGCUGGCCACGUGGCUGCGGCUGUUCCCUCGGGCGCGGUUCGUGUUCGUGCACCGCCACCCUCUGGAGGUGUUCCAGUCUGCGGCGCACAUGGCGGACACAUACUACCCCUACACCUACCUGCAGGUGAGAAUUUCAUCGAGGAUUGGGCGGGAGCUUGGACUUAGCGGCCAGGAGUAGCGACGCGGAGCUGGGAAUUGUAGGAGUGCCUGGGCCUCACGGUACCGUGAGCACAUGCAUGGGUUUGCACCCUUGAGAGCGUGUGGACACUAAUCCCCCCUCGAGGUUAGAGUAGCGGGGGUUGCGCGAUUUCCGGUUGGUAAGACCGGCGGCUCACCGCAGCAGGUAUGCGAGGUAACUUCAGGUAACAUCCGUAAACCGUCGCUUUGCUGCAUCGCAUACACUGUCUUUGCGCAACGUUUUCCUUGUGCUCUUUAACACAAGUGCGCGAGCCGGUUCAUGUCCCGCGGGCGUGCCGGGGCCUCUAGGGCUCGUGUUUUGGCGACUUGAUUUGUGAGUGUAUGGACAAUUUCUGGUGGUGAAAUUGCCCUAUGCUCACAAAUCUGUCGAAGGGUAAUUUUCGGCGUCCUACUCAGUGCUGUGCUGCGUGCCGUCGCGUCUGGACGAUGCUACCGAAAAUUGCUAUCUUGUCG